Anolis carolinensis (green anole) is the source of this 6847-nucleotide messenger RNA. It is a transcript of the gene itpripl2, whose product is annotated as ITPRIP like 2. The transcript has a single exon. The coding region runs from base 1250 to 2677 and encodes 475 amino acids. The record is from RefSeq and is a predicted model, not a curated record. Lineage: Eukaryota; Metazoa; Chordata; Lepidosauria; Squamata; Anolidae.
AGUUGUCCUUCCUUUCGAAGACAUUGCAUGGCUUGAGACUCAUGGGCAAGAGUCCCGAUGCUGUUGAGCUGCAGUUUUGCAUCCUGGGCUUUGCAAUUCCUUGCACUUCAUUCCCUGGGAAGGAGGCUGAAACAGGACCGGGUUGUUGCCAUCUGUCUCCUUGUGGAGACUAAGCCAGGAUGCCAGGCUUAGUCAUGGAAAGCUUUGAUUCAUAGUGACCUCGUGCAUGAGGCGUCCUUCCUGUUCGCAACUGGCCUUGUGUUCGGGAUUCCUCUUCUUCAGAGAGCAGGAAAGUGGUCAUGAAUCGGAGAGGCAGUUGGAAUCUGAGGAGGAGAUUUUGCAAGCACCCACAUUUCAGGAGAGGCGAAAGAAAACAGAGCAGAGACGUCAUUCAGCUAGAAUAGCUGUCAGAAAUGCAGCUGAGUAAUUAGGAACUGCCUUAGCAGCUGAGAGGAGACUCAGAGCUAAAAAGCAGAAUCAGGUGCAGCCAGCUCUUGCUGGCAACAAACUGACUCUAAUGCCUAAGCCUUCACUCCUCUUGUGCCUGCUUCGAGUCUGCAUCUGGGAAAUUGCUCCUAAGGAUUUAUUGCUGUUUCUUUGUCUGAAGUAAGACUGCUAUUUGAAUCUGAGGUUGAGUUGGAAUCUGAGGAGGAGAAUGGGGGGGACUCAGGGCUAUACAGCAGAAGCAGGUGCAGCCAGCUCUUGCUGGGAACAAACUGACUCUUUGCUCCCCUUGUGCCUGCUUCGAGUCUGCAUCUGGGAAACUGCUCCUAAGGAUUUAUUGCUGUUUCUUUGUCUGAAGUAAGACUGCUAUUUGAAUCUGAGGGUGAGUUGGAAUCUGAGGAGGAGACUGGGAGGGGACUCAGGGCUAUAAAGCAGAAGCAGGUGCAGCCAGCUCUUGCUGGCAACAAACUGACUCUUUGCUCCCCUUUUGCCUGCUUCGAGUCUGCAUCUGGGAAACUGCUCCUAAGGAUUUAUUGCUGUUUCUUUGUCUGAAGUAAGACUGCUAUUUGAUUUGGGAAUUUAUCAUAGACUAAGAACUGUGCUUGCCCUAAGACUUCCUUGCUUCCUUUUGCAUUAUUCCACUGAGUGUGCUGUACUUUAUGUUUUGCUGUUUUAAGUGUUUUAAGGCUGUUCUUGAAAGACAAAACAGGACACCUUGAGAGACGGACAGAGAGACAGAGACUAAGAACCCCAUGCGCCCAGAGUUGGGCACCAUGCACUCUUCGCAUACUCAGAAACCCCCUCGAUGCCAGCCAUGACUACAGCCUCCUCCUCCUCCUCGUAUUACCGCCUCAACGAGCGGGUCUUCUGGCCUUUGGCGCUGCUGUGUCUCUGGCAGGCCUGGAGGAGCCGUGCCAUUGAAGGCGCCGUGACCUCCUCGUCCUCCUUCCUGAAAGAGCGCUCGUUGUUGCUGCUGGUGGUCCUGCUGCUGUUGGGCGCCUGGGCCUUGAGGCGACGUCUCCGUUGCCAGCAAGGUGCCAAGGAGGCGAGAGUGGUGCAGUCCUCGAGGGUCGAAAGCAAGACUCGUGGCGGUCGUCGCUUGGCCUUGGAGGCCUUCUCCGCCGAGCAGCAGCUUCUCCGUCCGUCCCCGCACGUCUUGGGCCACAGCAAGGCACGCCUGGCCCAGGUGGCGGCUGCGCUGGCCAAGGCCGGGAGAGAAGGAAGACCCUCGGGGAUGUCGCUGCGGGGCGACUGGGUCCUGGGUGGUGCCCACAAACAGCCUCGACGACCCGGUGCCGCCUUCGAGGUGCUACUGCCCUUGCGCCUCCCGCUGGGAGUCCGCCUCCGAGUGGCCCCCUCCGAGGACCCCCGAGGGGUCUUCUCCUGCGCUCUGGAGGUCUCUCUCAAGGAAGACGGGGCCGCAGUCGGGGCGCUGUGUGUCGAGGGGCCCCAAGGAGACACCUGCUUGUCGUCAGCUCUGACCCUGCGCUGGUUCGCGGCCCAACUGAAGCGGAGCCUGCGGGCGGUGCGUUGCGGUCUGCAGGAGCAGCCGAGCCUGGACGCGGGCCCCGGACGGGCCCCAAUCCUCCGCCUCGGCCCCUGCCCCGACGACUACGUCUGCAGCCACCUCUGCCUGUCCUUACGCCUCAUCCCGGCCCUCCCUGUCGGCAAGGGCCUCUUCUUGACCCCUUUGCCGGGCCACCAAGGUGCCCUCUGGACGCUGGACACCUCCCGCCUGUGGGACUGGGUGCGGGAACAUGCCCCCCAAGACGCCUGCCACCUCCAGUGCCUCCGGAUCCUGGAGGGGCUCCGGGACCGCACCGGGCACGCCUUGGGGCCCCCGUUGCGCAAGCAGUGGAGCCGGAUCCUCCGCUUUGAGGUCCUGGAGAUGGCCCUCCUGCGCCUGCUUCUGUUGCAGCGAGGUCCUUGGGGUGCCUGGGGUGGACGGCGGCUGGAGGAGCGCCUGGGGGAGCUGGUGGCCUUCCUGGUAGGUGCUCUGCAGAAGCGCAGGAUGAUGCAUCUUUUCCUGGGCAGCGGCGCCAGUCGGCUCCCCCCGGCUCUGGGCCUGCCCCGGAUGCUCAAGGAGGCCGACCCCGUCAACCUCCUGGCCGGCUUUGAGGAGCCCUCCUUGGACCGGGUGGCCCUCCGGCUGUGGGACGCCUGGCAGCAGGCCGAGACCCUCCUGGGCGGGAACGAGGCUCGCUACCAGGACGGCAGGAAGCACCCCCACUGACACCCUUGGCGAAGAAGCAAGGACGGAGGAGCCUAGAACCCUCGAGUUGGAAGGGACCAAUUCCCUCCGGCAAAGGCCCGGCCUAGGGAAACGCGGGGUGCGUUGCUGUUUCCUAGAACUUUUGUUUGCCUGCCACUCUCUCUCUCUGUCUCUGGGCACUGAACCGGGCGCCUCAAUAGCGCCCCCAGGGGACUGGCGCCUUCCGCAAUUGCGUACUUUGCUUACCGGUUGAGCUGCCCCUGCUUAGAGGUCACUUAGUGUUAUAUGAAGUGUACGACUGACAUAAGCCAUCUCUUUUGUUAUUAAUAUUAUUAUUUGAAAUCACAGUGUAUGUGAGGGAGGUGGUUGAGACUUUCUUUCCCGUCCCCUUCCCAUCAGAACGACCUUUGGACGCCUUCCAGCUCCAAACACACGCCAAGAACUGAUGUUGGACAGGGAACUGGUUGGUAUCAAUCUUCCCUCCUGUGAUCAAUCACAGAUUCCAAGAUGGGGUUGAGUUCUCUUAGAGCUGUGAUGGAGGAAGGUGAGUGGGCCGCUUUCCCUUCUUUCCUCAAUCUCAGAUUAAAAUAGGCCAGUUUGAAUGUUGUAAUUAAUCACCUUGAUUAGCAUUAAAUAGACUCCCCAGCCUCACAUCCUGGCCUGGGAGGAAUCCUUUGUUCAGAGUCGUUAGCUGCCCCCUGACUGAUUCCUGUCUGGAAUUCUUCUGUUUUCAGAGUGCUGCUCCUUAUUUGCUGUUCUAUAAUCUGUUACAGAGUGUUAUCUGGCAGUGUAGAUCCAGCCUAAGCAAAUUUCCUGUUGUAAGGAGACGUCAGCAAUGCUCCAAAAGUCCCGGUCUUGGCACUUAGGGUGCUCACUGCUCCAAAUUUCCCAGCCUUGGCACUCAGUGUGCUCGCUGCUCCAAAUUUCCCGGCCUUGGCACUCAGGGUGCUCGCCGCUCCAAAUUUCCCGGCCUUGGCACUCAGGGUGCUCGCUGCUUCAAAUUUCCCAGCCUUGGCACUCAGGGUGCUCACUGCUCCAAAUUUCCCGGCCUUGGCACUCAGGGUGCUCGCUGCUCCAAAUUUCCCAGCCUUGGCACUCAGGGUGCUCACUGCUCCAAAUUUCCCGGCCUUGGCACUCAGGGUACUCGCUGCUCCAAAUUUCCCGGCCUUGGCACUCAGGGCACUCGCUGCUCCAAAUUUCCCGGCCUUGGCACUCAGGGUGCUUGCUGCCCCUGGUGCCUUUCACCACAGAUAGGGAUAAAGCCCUUGCAAGGCACUUGGAGACUAUUUUUAGGGGCUGUUUUGUGUUGUCUGGCCUCUACUUUGGAGAUAACGUGCUUGGCGUGACCGCAAGUGCAUUCUUCCUGAAGAAAUCAAAGCGAGAGGGCACCCUGUGAUUUGGCUUUUAUCCCCAGGGCUCGGAGAAGUCUGCUGGUGGCAGGGCGCAUGAUGGGAGUGCGAGAGAGCAUGCAUUCACAACCAUGCUGAGUUUGAAACCACAACUACAAACGCAAAUCCUGUGACCAAAAAUAAUAGCACUUUAUUUUCAUAAAUCUAUUUUUUAAAGUAAUUUUUAGUCUGCGUUUAAAUGUAUGAAAUGUGUUGUCAAAGGCGUUCAGAGCCAGAAUCAGACUUGCUGGCCAUGUUCCAGCAAGUAUUCCCUCCUGACGUUUCGCCCACAUCUAUGGCAGGCAUGUUUUUGUAUGUCUUGUAAUAAUGAUAAUAAUAAUAAUAAUAAUAAUAAUAAUAAUAAUAAUAAUAAUAAUAAUAAUAAUAAUAAAAAAGAACCUGCUUUGAUUGAAGUCAAAAAUCAGAAACUCCUCAAAGCACAGCAGACAAAAAAAAUCAGUACAAGAAAACCGCACUACAAACUAGAGCUGACAGCUGGCAAAACAAAGCAUCAGUCCUAGACACUUGGGAAGUGUUCGACUUGUGCUUUUGUGAUACGAAAUCCAGCAUGUCUAUCUUGUUUGCUGUGUCACAAUAAUAAUAAUAAUAAUAAUAAUAAUAAUAAUAAUAAUAAUAAUAAUAAUAAUAAUAAUAAUAUUCUUAGGUACAUCCAUGUAUGGAACAAAUCGUUGCACUUAACAGAAUAUCAUAGUUGUAAAAAUAUGCAAUGCAAUGCAGGAUGUCCGUCCGGCAGAAACGACAAUUUUGCAGUUUAGUAACAAAUUUUCAGUGUUUUUAUGAUAGACCCAAUUAGGAAAUGACAUUGAUCACCCAGGAACUAGAAUGGUUUCACAUUGUGUUGUCAUUGAUCAGACCCAAUGUUUCGUAAAGGUCGCUUUGGACUCAACAGGGCGGAAAACACGCACCAAAAAAGGGAAGCGUGUCACGGGAUCCUCAGCCGUGUUUUCCUCCCGAGACGUUGUGAAAAGAGGAAGAAGCCACGUGUGUUUUCCAUGGGUUGCAAAGUUUUUUUGGAUGAUACCAAAGCACUUGUAUUUGGCGUUGUAUUGAAGCACUUACACCAGGCAUGGACAAACUUCGGCCCUCCUUCCAAGUGUUUUGGACUGCAACUCCCACCAUUCCUAACAGCCUCAGGCCCUUUCCUUUUCCACCUCAUGUGUGGGAGAGGUUAUAGACAUUUGAUUGUACUGAGCAUGUUCAGACUCAGAACUCAAUUUUGUACUCAGUCUGCUUUACACCUCAGUGGAGUAAGUGUGUGGUGUGGGAGGUGUUAUAGACAUUUGAUUGGACUGAGCAUGUUCAGGCUCAGAACUCCAUUUUGUACUCAGUCUGCUUUACACCUCAGUGGAGUAAGUGUGUGGUAUGGGAGGCGUUAUAGACAUUUGAUUGGACUGAGCAUGUUCAGACUCAGAACUCCAUUUUGUACUCAGUCUGCUUUACACCUCAGUGGAGUAAGUGUGUGGCGUGGGAAGGGUUAUAGACAUUUGAUUGGACUGAGCAUGAUCAGACUCAGAACUCCAUUUUGUAGUCAGUCUGCUUUACACCUCAGUGGAGUAAGUGUGUGGUAUGGGAGGCGUUAUAGACAUUUGAUUGGACUGAGCAUGUUCAGACUCAGAACUCCAUUUUGUACUCAGUCUGCUUUACACCUCAGUGGAGUAAGUGUGUGGUGUGGGAAGGGUUAUAGACAUUUGAUUGGACUGAGCAUGUUCAGACUCAGAACUCCAUUUUGUACUCAGUCUGCUUUACACCUCAGUGGAGUAAGUGUGUGGUGUGGGAGGUGUUAUAGACAUUUGAUUGCACUGAGCAUGUUAGGGCUCAGAACUCCAUUUUGUACUCAGUCUGCUUUACACCUCAGUGGAGGUGGAUGCAUGUUUGCAUUACACUUCAGUGGAGGUUGGAUGCAUAAGGGGGAAAAGGAAAGGGCCUGAGGCUGUUAGGAAUGAUGGGAGUUGAAGUCCAAAACACCUGGAAGGAAGCCAUGCCAGAUCCACACCAUAGACUCAAUGCAGUUUGACCCACAGUCAACUGCUGUGACUCAAUGCUAUGGAAUUAUAAUUAUUAUAAUAUUAUCGUAUAGUGAUAUAGUAAUUUAAUGCUUAUAUUGUGCUAUGCUAAUAAUAUAUUGUAUGUACAUUUGAUUUGUACGUACAAUAUAUGUACAACAGGGGAGAAGAGCGGGAUAUAAAUGUAGCAAAUAAAUAAAUAAAUUAGGGCACGUGCAAUUUAGCAAGGUCCUUAGUUUCCUUUGCCAAAGAGUCCUGGCGCCUCACCAAACUACAACUCCCAUGGUUCCUUAGCAUUGAGCCAUGACACUAUCGAUAGGAUGGUCUGCAGGAGGACCAGCCAUUUGGUUAGUAGCCAGCUGCAAUAAAUCACUACUGACCGAGAGGUCAUGAGAUCGGAUUGAGCGCCCGACCAUUAAAUAGCCUAGCUCGCUGUUGACCAAAGCAGCCCGAAAGACAGUUGCAUCUGUCGAGUAGGAAAUAUAGGUACCACUUUAUGCAGGGAGGCUAAUUUAACUAAUUUACAACACCAUAAAACUGCCAGCAGUGCGCGGAAAGGAAUGAGGAAGUAAUACCAUCAAGGACUCGGUGUCACAAGUGGCUGGAAUCGAUCCUACCUUUGUGAAGCUGGAAGCUGGAGGAUGUUAAAUUGCCUCUGUGUCUGUCUAUAUAUGUCGUAUGUCUAAUGGCAUUGAAUGUUUGCCACGUAUAUGUGCCUUGUGAUCCGCCCUGGGAAUAUAAAUACUGUAAAUGAAUAAAUAAAUCACGGGAUUUUUUAA